Molecule: messenger RNA, 3672 nt
Organism: Porites lobata
Lineage: Eukaryota; Metazoa; Cnidaria; Anthozoa; Scleractinia; Poritidae
Source: the annotation of a GenBank genome assembly
CUAGAAACACAGGUAAACCUGUUAAGCAGAGCGAUGUCCAAAGUUGCAAAGGUGGAGUCCUCGAAAGGACAGACGGAUCGGGAGAAAACAAGGAGUAUCAGCAGAAGCGAAGAUGAAGAUAGCACCAGGGAGUCCAAAGAAUCUCGCAAUCUCAGUGAAACCUUGUUUGUGGCUGUAAUAGCUCAGGGUAUAUUAAGCGUACCUUCAAAACGGACGACCCUUAGUUCCAUCUACAACUUCAUCUGUAAACGAUUUCCACACUUCGACAAAGAAAAGGGCCCCGGCUGGAGAAACAGUGUAUGCCAUAAUCUGUUUAGUAAUGACUGUUUCGAGAAGGCGAGCAGAGCAGAGAAUGGAAAGGGCCAUUACUGGAUGGUCCACCCAAAAGAUUUACCCGAGUUCUCAAAAGGAAACAGUUAUCAACGGAAGACCUAGAAAACCAAGAAGACCACGCUGCAGUCUUUCCAUGAGCUGUGACACAGACAUGGACUCGCUUGGACUGCCAAUACCUCUGCAAGCUUAUUCCCGUAUCCCCACACUAAAGCCGUCUUAUAGUUUCGACUUUUCCAAGCCUCACCGGCUCCUUCUCAGCCUUUUUCCCGCCCAUUUGGAGUAACCUCUUCGAGGUAUGAAUACUUCAGUCGCGCAGAGUCAGAGGCACCUGGAUACUCCUUAAACCAGUUCCGAGGAUUCUCAACUGCACCUCCACCAUACGGUUUCCUUUGGCAAGACAACUCAGCCUUCAGUAAUUACGGUACGCGGACAAUGCAGUGGGAGUCAAUUAUGCUUAGAACUGCACAAGCAAUAGAUAUUUACUGAAGUAAUAUAAGAAAGACCUAAGCUUGUAACUACAGUAAAACCUGUGUACAAUGGUCACCCAUGGGAAGAAGCAAGGUAACAGUUAUAUACAGGGUGACCGUUAUAUACAGGUCAACUUUGCAGUAAAUAUAAGGCAACUGAAAAUUUUAGGCAGUUGGCGGGUGACCGCUAUAUACAGGGCUGUUAUAUAAAGUACAGUCCACCGUGAAUUUGGCGGGUGUUGGAUGGCUUUAGAGGCAGUUAUUUGGAGAAACAAUGAAAGAUGACUCUUUAAUUUGAAGUUUAUAGUUCUAAUCUAGUAGGAUAAUAAAUCAAAGUGUCAAAGUUGUUUCUCAUUUAAGUGUUUGUGGACUUAAAUGUUACGUGGGGCGGUAAGAAGUAUAAGUAAUAGCAUGAUUUGUAGUGAUAUUUGGCAUAAAUACGACGAGUGAUAUUUCGAAAUUGUUAUACGUAAUUUCACGAGCCGUUAGGCGAGUGAAAUUUGAGACAAUUUUGAAAUAUCACUAGUGGUAUUUAUGCCAAAUAUCACGUACAAAUCAUGCUAUUAUUUGUUAAUACUACUACCCGCGAAAGGUUUGUACUUUUCACUUGUAGGUAUUUCAAAUUAAGCUGAAAUACCACUGCUAUAAGCCAAUCAAAUUGCAGUAUUUUCAUGUAGUAGAAUAACAGAGGAAAUCACCGCCUCGAGUCAUCCUUAGAAAGUUUGGCGUUGACAAAUAAGAGUUUCGCGCCUGACUACUGCUCGUUAAAACAACAUGGUGGCCGCUUUCAGCGUGGAUAAAAAGAGUGUUUACAGGUUUACAAAAUAAAUGGCCGUCAUGACAUCGCUGGUGUUUCAAAUAAUUACUUAUUUAAAUAUUGACUUGAAAACACAAUGCUGGCGGUGAUAGAAGUCAUGAAUCAAACAAAGGUUCCAUCAUUAGCUUUGACAGGGUAUGAAAAAGGAAAAUAAACACUCGAGGCGAUCCAUUCAAAUUGCUCAGCGGUUUUGCAUUACCAUAUUUCACCAAGCAUGCACAAGCGUUUGGAACAAAAUACAUGAAGUACAUAAAGGAGGCAGCGUGGCCGAGUAGUUAGAGCGCUGGACUUCGAAUUUGGAGGCCACGAGUUCAAGUCCCGUUCUGACCGUUAGCUGCAUUGGUUAAUGGUAGUCCCCAGUUCAAACCCUCGACCACGCUUGUAAAUAGCCAGCUGGUUUGCCUCCGGCCAGUUGGGAUUCUCAGCCCCGUUAAGUUCAAUUUGAAUAAUUUGUUUCAGUCAUUUGCUCGGCCCCACUAGCAUUAGUGCUAUAAAUACUGCCGAGGGUGAAUAACGGAAUUAUACAGAGAUCAAACAAUCACUGUUUAGAGACAAAAAACAGGGUAUGCACAAUGUGCGAGCCAGCGAGGCGGCGGGGCACGCGAGGCAUUAUAUCCUGUUGUUGGAAUGAAUCAUUCAUUAGAUUAUUCAUCAUGCGUGCUCGUGCUCAUGCAUUAUGAAUUUUAUUCGUAGAUGGCAAACAGACGUACUCGAUAUCUUUUAGAGCCAACGAAGCAAGGUUUCACGCUUCACACGGUUCCAUGCGGUGAAAGAAACCGCUGCUGCUAUCGUUGUUUAGGAAAGCUUAGUCAAUGUCUUUUCGAGCCAACGAAGCGAGGUUUCACGCUUUACACGGUUCCACGCGGUUAAAGAAACCGCCACUUCUAUCGGUGUUUAGGAAAGCCUUCAAUCUAGUCUGUCACCCCGGGGGGGCACUUGGGUAUUUUUUGGGUGGGUAUGUGCCGCCCGGGACUCCAAAAUGGCACCCCGUUCUGGAAAAAAUUUCCCCUAAAAUUGAUACCCCGUUCUAGAAAUGGGCCAAUUUUUUAUACCCCGUUCUAGAAUUCGCCCCAAAACUGAUACCCCGUUCUAGAAAUGGGCCAAUUUUUUAUACUCCGUUCUAGGGUGCAACAAGAGUACAACGGUUUGCUUGUUAACGCAUUGAACCGUAUUUUUAAAAGCAAUCUGUCCUUGAAUACUUUCAAAUGGCUACCAACAAAAAUGGAGCUUUCGUGCGUUCGAAAUAUUAUACCCCGUUCUAGAAAACGCCUCUGAAAUGGAUACCCCGUUCUAAAUCAGGAGCUUCAAAAUCACGACCCCUUUGGGCGGCACAUACCCGUAUAUGUAAUGUAUGGGAGUACCCCCGGGUCUGUCACAAGAAAAAAGAUUGGCUGACCCUGCUGGUUGUCAACUUUGGAUCUCUAGAAAAGAGAUCUAAUCAGCUAAAAUAUUAAGAACCAAAAAACGAGAAGUCCUAAGACUACUGCAUAGAGACUACUGUACUUUUUAGAACAAUUUGGCCUUUGGCUCGCAAAAUUUGGGCUGGCUCGCACGCCUCGCAGCUCUCGCAUGCCUCGCUGCCUCGCGUGCCUGGCUACCUCGCGUAAUUGCAUGAGGGUUGUGGGCUCCUGCUUCCGGUUGAACAAUAUGCUGGGCAAUGUACCUUGGAAGGAAUCGACCAAUCAAAUUGAUUGUUCAUACUCUACUUACACGCCAAACGUCUCAUUUGACCUGACUUUGGACUCAACGGUAGCCGGUGCAACACGGAACUGAAGAGAAGACACUUAGUUACGCGAAGAAAUAUGGGGUGCUUUUAAGGCCUGGCUAUCUUAAUCGUUGUAUGCACAAUAAUAAUAUGUGCUUUCCAAAAUUCUGUGUUUCUUUCUGUUAAAGAGAACCAGAAACGUUUCGUCAUCGAGGAUAAAUGAAGACUUGAACGGACAUCAUCUUGAACCCGGGAAUCCAGUGGAAAUCAACACAGAGUGGCCUCACUUGAAUCGAAGAAAACAACCAAUCGAACAUAGCGAACAACCAUUCAAUCAGGUAGCUUUAUGA